Molecule: messenger RNA, 3143 nt
Organism: Penaeus chinensis
Lineage: Eukaryota; Metazoa; Arthropoda; Malacostraca; Decapoda; Penaeidae
Gene: rdgC
Product: serine/threonine-protein phosphatase with EF-hands pef-1-like
Exons: 13
Coding region: 874-2544 (556 amino acids)
Biological process (GO): detection of stimulus involved in sensory perception
Cellular component (GO): cytosol; nucleus
Molecular function (GO): manganese ion binding; protein serine/threonine phosphatase activity; calcium ion binding
Source: RefSeq, a predicted model, not a curated record
AAGUGAUAGAUGACAGAGUGGGUUUUCGAUCUCAUGGUGCAUACAGUGAAAGUGUGUGUAUUUACUUGGUAAUUUGUUUAUUUUAUUUUUUGGUUAAUGUCGCGUGUGCUCUAAAGUCUGGCAGUUUUGAUUUUCGAGACUUCGGGGAUGAUCGUCUGAGACACGUGGGCACGGAAUUUCCUUUUAUAUGAACCCGUGUGACUUCCUGAAAGAAUAACGAUUACUUCGUCUUCACUUAUAUUAUCGGAAAAAUUGAGAGAGAAAGAAGUAAAUAGAAAUAAGAUAUAUAUGUGAGUGAAUGACCUCACGUGGGACUGCACUGAGAGCGAAGCUUUGCGCAAAAUUACCGUCAAGUGUGCAAUAAAUCAUAGAACUUCGAUUUUGUUUUCGACCAUUAACAUAAUUUAAUAACAGCACGGCUCAAAACAAAGAAAUAUUCUACAAGAGGACCGAGAUCUAGAAGAAACAGUGUCAUAGUCAUAUUUGCUAUAAUUUAAGUGCUCUCACAUAGCAGACGCCAUAGUUCGUAAUUCCGAGUGGGACGAAAGGAGUGUAUUCUUAUACUUCCUAGCAGUGAGAGUAUUUAAUUCAUGGUGAAAUAUAUUUAAUCACGGAUACAGGUGUUCAAUUUGAGUUGAGUGUAUUCAUGGUGAUUUGAAAAUUAACAGUGAUGUAAAGAAGAGGAAACUGUAUAGAAAAUAUAGUGAUAUCAUAGAAAUAAAGCACUAAGAUGUUAAGCUCACAUUAGUACAAACAUCUCACUCAACCACUAUGGGGUAACGGAAACAACAAUAAACAACUCAAACCUUACAGCAGUCCUACCUCCAAAAAACAAGUGAAAGAAAACGAACAAGAGAAAAAAACGAAUAGAAAAUGGGGUUCGGCGUCUCCAAAUGCAUCUGCACGGACGUAGGAGGCGAGAAGGACGGCGAUGGAGAACCGAGAGAGAAGAGAAAGUUUGGGUUCUCGCCUUACAAGAAGCACUCCAGCCCGGCCAUGAGCAAGGUCGAGAGAGCACUGAAGGCGGCCCUGUUGAUCCAGCGCUGGUACAGGCGAUACUGCGCUCGCUUGGAAAUUCGCCGCCGAUAUACCUGGACGAUCUUCCAGACGAUCGAAUAUGCAGGUGAACAGGAUCAGAUGAAGCUGUACAAUUUCUUCAACGCCCUUUUAACACACAUGGGCACUGGGUCUAUCAACGAGAUUAUGGAAGCGCUGUCUCCUAGAGCUUCGCCCACAGGAGGUAAGAGUGAGAAACAUACGUAUAUCAUUUUUGUGUACGGUUUUUGCAAAGAGAUCAGCCGGAAAUACAAGGCCCCUCACGGCCCAAGGAUCCUACGCCUACUGGAGGAGGUAUACCGCUGGCUGCCCCUCGCCACCAUCAUCGACAACAAAGUGCUGGUGGUCCAUGGUGGCAUCUCCCUCGACACCGAUCUCAAGUGGAUGGCGACGGCGGAUAGGAGCAAGUACAGGAGCGUCCUAAGAACUCCCGCGGCGAGGCUGGAGGAGAGCGAAGGAGAGGGCGAAGACGGCGACGAAAGCUCUGAGGCCUGUAAGGAGGUCAGACUCUUCACGGCGACGUACGAGUGGAAGCAGGUGUUGGACCUCCUGUGGAGCGACCCCCAGCCUCACUUGGGAUGUCGGCCUAACUCCUUCAGAGGCGGAGGAAGUUACUUCGGUCCUGACAUCACUAGGGACCUGCUUAUGAAGAACGGCCUCUCACUCCUUAUCCGAUCACAUGAGUGCAAACCAGAGGGAUACGAAUUCACGCAUAACAAUACGUGUCUGACUAUCUUCUCGGCCUCCAACUACUACGAGGCCGGGUCCAACAGAGGGGCCUACGUCAAGCUGCAGGGCCCUCGCCUGGAGCCCCACUUCGUCCAGUACACGGCAGAUAUGAAGUCUCGAAAACUGACCAUUAGAGAGCGCGUGGGAAGGAUGGAGACCUCUGCCUUCAGGGAACUGCGAAGUCAAAUCAACGCUUCGAAGUCCAGACUCCUACAUGCAUUCCAGCAGAAGGAUAAAGACAACAAAGGGUACAUCACCGUGAGCGACUGGGUGGAAGUGAUGGAAAGAGAGAGUCACCUCAAUCUGCCGUGGCGAGUACUGAGGGAGAAGAUAGUGACAUUGCAUCCCAUCACAGACAUGGUCGAUUAUAGGAGUACCUUCAGUGAGGAAACUUUCAAGAAGAAUUUGGCCGUGAAGGGUGGUCCCACGGUGGUCGAAGCUCUCUAUAGACACAAGAGUAGUAUGGAGACGAUCUUCAGGUUAAUUGAUAAAGAUAAUUCAGGUUACAUCAGCAUGGACGAAUUCAGCGAGACGUGUGAGCUGCUGAGUCGCCACAUCGACGUCCCGAUCCCCAAGGAGGACAUCGCCGACCUGGCCCGCUCGAUCGACAUCAACAAGGACGGAUACAUCGACUUCAACGAAUUCCUCGAGUGUUUCCGCAUCGUCGAGUCGGGUCGUCUGACGAUCGACGAGGAGGACGAGGACGACGAGAGGGACGAGAACGGUGCCCUCAUCGACGACGAGAAGGGGGCUGUUUAGAAGAGGGGCGUGGCGAGGUCGUCUCCUGCUGUCGUUUGAGACUUUUGCUUUCGGACUGGUUCUCUUCACCCAUUCAUUCAUCUUCUGUUUGUGUAUUUGCUCUUUCGUUAUUCCAUUUAUCAUUUGUCUGUCUGUUGGUAUCAUCCUCGACAUCAUUACCUAUCGACAUCUAUUUUUUUAGGUCUUAAUUUCAUUUUUGACUCUGUUCCCAUUCGAACGAAAAUCGUCACUACUCUUCAACACAUUUGAAAAAGCCCGAAUAUUUAAGCACCAGAAAAAGGAAAGAAAGAAAGAUAGAAAGAAAGAAAGAAGACAUUUUCAGAGAUCCUGAAUUCGCACAUGUACACCUUUCAUGACACCCCCCUCUUCACUCUACCCCCUCCUCCUCCUCCUCCUACAUUUUUGUAUAUAUUUAUAAGAUAUUCAGUAUUAGAUUUCAUCUGUGAUUUACCAUCAAAUAUUUCUUCCUGUUGUUAAUAAGGUGGGAACAAUUAUCAUUCUUACAGUCAGCGGUUCUUAAGAAAAUUGCUCUGUAUGAAAGCAUUUUCAAUUUGUAUUAUGAUAACUAAAUACACUGAUAAUAGCAUUUUAUAUCACAA